AUGGCGGAGCAAGUUUCCGAGGAAGAGGAGCAGCAGCACCGGGUGCCUCUGUUGGUGACCCCCGUGCCUGAAGUGCUGGGAGAUGUCCUGAGCGAGCAGUUUGGCCCCCUCCCUUUCAUGGCAGCCAUCACCAGGAUGAAGAGGCAGCCCUCCGGGCACUACCUCUCCACCGAGAACCUGGAGGAGGUCUUGGAGAGGAGACAGGUGGCUAACGCCAAGGAGAGAGAGAGGAUAAAAAACUUGAACAGUGGCUUCUCAAAGCUGAAGACCAUCGUGCCACUGAUACCUAAAGACCGGAAGCCUAGUAAGGUUGACACCCUUAAAGCAGCCACUGAAUAUAUACGCCUGCUCCACUUGAUUUUGGAAGAAACUGGAGGCUUUGAGAAAUUGGAAGACCCUGUUGAUCAGGAGUUAGCCAGCAGCGUUUCCAUGCCAGUCUCCUUAGAGGAAGGUUUUGGGGGAAAUGCCCUGCCACAGAGCGCCGGCUGUUAUAUCAGGACUGAAAACGACAUGAGCGUAGCUUGGACAAGCAAUGUAGUGGAGAACCCUGUAUAUGUAUGGGGCCGGAGCAUCCUUCCUUCUUACUUGGGGAUCGUACAAAUCCAGAAGAAUGGAAGGCUGGUGUAUCAAACAAAUCACUAA
Messenger RNA from Gopherus flavomarginatus (Mexican gopher tortoise), 642 nucleotides. RefSeq names its product folliculogenesis specific bHLH transcription factor (gene FIGLA). The transcript has 4 exons. Lineage: Eukaryota; Metazoa; Chordata; Testudines; Testudinidae. The record is from RefSeq and is a predicted model, not a curated record. Gene Ontology annotation, molecular function: RNA polymerase II transcription regulatory region sequence-specific DNA binding; protein dimerization activity; DNA-binding transcription factor activity, RNA polymerase II-specific. The coding region runs from base 1 to 642 and encodes 213 amino acids. Gene Ontology annotation, biological process: developmental process; regulation of transcription by RNA polymerase II.